AUGACAAAUGCACAUGGCGGCUCCAUGUUAGUGGAGCUAAAUGCACACAAUGCCUUGCAUAAACCCAAAUUCGAAACGUUAUCGCAUUAUGAACCCCCAUUUAUUACUUUCAACAAUGAGGACGAUGAUUUCAACCUUGACCAUAAUCACAAUUACGACGAUAGCAACAACAAUAAUGCCUCUCCAUACAACAUGUCCCCAUGGAACUACCAUCCCAACACCUCUUCUCCGAUCAAAAGGUCUCCUUGGUCAUUACCCAACUCAACUGCAAACCACCACAACGAAGAUUACCCCCCUGAAACAGAGCUCAUUGGAUCCCUCGUUCGUGAAACAGGACACAUAUAUUCUUUAGCUGUUUCUGGAGAAUUGUUAUAUGCAGGCUCCGAUAGUAAGAACAUAAGAGUUUGGAAGCAUCUAAAGGAUUUCACCGGUUUCAAAUCAAACAGUGGUUUGGUCAAAACCAUAGUAAUCUCUGAUGGCAAAAUUUUCACUGGCCAUCAAGACGGGAAGAUAAGAGUAUGGAAAGUUUCAUCCAAGAAUCCAUAUAACUACAAACGUAUAGGGAGCUUGCCCACGUUUAAAGAAUACGUGAAAUGCUCUAUGAACCCAAAGAACUACGUUGAGGUUCGACGAAACAAAAAUGCAGUGAAGGUGAAACACUUUGACGCCAUUUCGAGUCUAAGCUUAAACAAGGAAGAGGGGGUGUUAUACUCUGGAUCGUGGGACAAGACGCUCAAAGUGUGGCGCUUGGCGGAUUCAAAAUGUUUAGAUUCUAUCAGUGCACAUGAUGAUGCAGUGAAUGCAGUGGUAUCGCUGCUUGAAGGAAGCGUAUUAACAGGGUCUGCGGAUGGGACAGUGAAGUUAUGGAGGAGAGUGAAUGUGCAAAAGGGGGAGAAAGAGAAGAAGUCAAAACAUGUGUUGGACCGGAUUUUGCUAAAGCAAGAAAAUGCUGUUACAGCGUUGGCAGUGAAUUGCAUGGCCACAAUAGUUUAUUGUGGUUCUUCAGAUGGGUUAGUGAACUUUUGGAAAUGUGACCAUAAAGGUGAGUACUUGCAAGGUGAUGUCUUAAGGGGUCACAAACUUGCCGUGCUUUGCCUUGCCACAGCUGGGACCCUCAUAUUCAGUGGCUCAGUGGAUAACAAUAUAUGUGUGUGGAGGCACAAUGAAAAUGGGUUUCACACAUGUCAUUCAGUUUUGAUAGGUCAUACAGGACCUGUUAAGUGCAUUGCUGUGGAGCAGCAACAUCCACAAUCAGAAAGGGAACAAGGGUGGAUUGUGUAUACCGGGAGCAUGGACAACUCAGUAAAGGUGUGGCAUGUGUCUGAACAUGUGUCAGAGGUGGGCACAAUCCAAUGCAAGACCACUUUGAAUCAUUUUGAUUCUUCGUGUUCCUCACCAAGAACAAUGAGUGUUAAUUCUUCCAUAUCAGAAACAUAUUAUUCCUCCCCACGAAAGUCUAUUAUAAGCCAUGAAAACGACUUUGAUAACCGUAAUAGUGAUGCUACUAUCAGCACUUUGAGUGACAACAAUAAGAUUUGUGAUAAAGAAGAGAAAUAUUACAUUUCGGGUGACACUCAUGACAACAUAGAUGAUAAUAGCAUGAGAGUCAUUGAUUAUGGGAGGAACAAACAAAGUAGCAGUGAUGUUGCUAAAAAUAAUCAUUCUACAAAUAAUAAGAUUAAUACUAAAAGUAUUAAGAAUGACCUUAAAAAUGUUGAUGAUAGUAAGAAUGACAUCAAUGACAUUAAAAGGGUAAGUGAAAACAUUGACAUUAUCGGCAACAACAAUGUUGAUAUUGGCAUACACAUUAUGAAUGACAACAAAAAUCACCGCACUCAUGGUCUUAAAAGUAACAACAAUGGUGACAACACAGAUGUAAGCAAAAAGAUUGACAUUAGCAACAACAAUAACAAUGUCGAUAUUGGUAAAUACAAUGACAAUGACAACACAAAUUACAAUAUUAAUGGUCUUAAGAGUAGCAAUAAUGGCAAUAACCGCCAUAACAAUGGUGGUGCUCAUGUCAAUAACAAAAGUAGUUGCAACUUUGAUAGCACAAAGAGUAAAGACAUUAUCAUCGACAGCCAAGACAAUGACACUACUAAGGACAUUGAGAAUGACAACGACAACAAGUGCAACAAAAGUGUUAGAAUUAAAGCCACUAUCACUAGAAGCAACAACAACAAUAUUGGUGAUGUUAAAAUCAAUGGAAGCAAGUGCAACAAUGUUGAUGAUGUUCGAAACCUUGAGUAUGGAAAUAAAAAUGAACAAAUAGAUGAAAGCAUUGCUAAAAGUAUCAAUGAUCACAACAAAGGAGCAUAUAUAUGCAACUACAACAAGAAUUAUAACAAUGGUGACAAAAGCAUUGACAUAGGCCUCAAUCACAACACUAAUGCAGGUAAAAGCAUUGACCAUCAAAUUAACAAUAUGAACUAUGAUACUGCUUAUGCAAAUGGAAAUAAUAUAUGCAAUAGUGAUAACACUAAAAGCAGUGACAAUGACACUACCAACAAAUAUCAUAAGAAUGUUACAAAUAAUAUUAUUGUCGGUAGAGACAAAAAUUGCAACAAUGAUAUUUCCAAAAGUAGUGUCAAUGGAAACAACAUUCAUACAAGUGCUUAUCACAUUGAGAAUAAUAUUCAAAAUAGUGACAAUGCCAAAAACAAAAUCGACAAAAGGAAUAAUAAAACCUUUAUGACUGGUGACAACAACAUCUAUGACUCUAAUGAUUCUCAUGUGAAAAACAUAUCUUCUAGUCAUGAUACUAAAAGAGUUGGAAAUGGUAAGAAGAUUAUGAAAGAUGAAAAUUGUAAGAGUGGUGAAAAUGGAAACAACAUUCAAGCAUGUACUUAUCACACAGAGAAUAAUAUCCAAAAUAGUGAUGGUGUUAAAAAUGGAGAAAACAAAAGGGACAAAAGAAAUAAAACAUCUACAAGUGGAGACAACAAUAUAUAUGAUUGUGAUAAUUCUUUUGUCAAUAACAUCUCCCACAAUCAUGAUGCUAAGAAAGGUGGCAAUGAUAAAAAAAUUAUGAAAGAAGAUAAUUUCAAGAGUGGUGGAUAUGGAAACAACAUCCACACAUUUGUUUAUCACAAUGAGAAUAAUAUUCAAUAUGGUGAUAGUGCCAAAAAUAGAGAAAAUAGAAAUGACAUAAAACAUAAAACUUUUACAAGUGGUGACAAUAAUAUAUAUUAUUGUGAUGAUUCUAACAUUAACAACAUCUCCAACAUUCAUGAUGCUAAAAAAGAUGGAAAUUUUAAGAACAUUAUGAAAGAUGAUAUUGCUAAGAGUGGUUGCAACAAAAAUAACGUUUAUGUUAGUCUUCAUCACUAUGAGAAUAAUACCCAAAGUAGCCAUGGUGCUAGAAACGGGGAAAACAAAUCGGACAAAAUAAAUAAUAAAACAUUUACAAGUAGAGACAAUGAUAUUUAUGGUUGUGAUGAAUCUUAUGACAACAUCUCCAAAAAUCAUGAUGCUAAAAGAGGUGAAAAUGACAAGACUAUGAAAGAUGAUAAUUCUAAGAGUGGUGAUAAUGGAAAGAAUAUUCAUGCAAUUUGUUAUCACAAUAAGAAUAAUAUCCAAAGUAGUGAUGUUGAUAAAGAUGGAGAAAAACAAACAAACAAACAAAAUGAUAAAAUCUUUCCAAGUGGUGACAACAAUAUCUAUGAUUCUGAUGAUUCUUUUGUCCACAACAUUCAUGCACAUGCUUAUGACAAUAAGAAUAACAUCCAAAGUAAUGAUCAUGCUAAAAAUGGAGAAAAAAAAAGUGAGAAAAGAAAUAAUAAGACAUUUACAAGUGAUGACAACAAUAUCAAUGAUUGCGAUGAUUCUUUUGUUAACUACAUCUCCAACAAUCAUGAAGCUAAAAAGGGGGGAAAAGAGAUGAAGAUUGUGAAAGAUGAUAAUUAUAAGAGUGGUGGCAAUAGAAAAAACAUUCAUGCAAAUGCGUAUCACAAUGAUAAUAAAAUCCAAAGUAGUGAUGGUGCUAAAAAAGGAGAAAACAAAACUAACAAAAUAAAUAAUAAAACCUUUACGAGAAGUGACAACAAUAUUUAUGACUGUGAUGAUUCUGUCAACAAUAUUUCCAAAAAUCUUGAUGUUAAAAGAUGUGAGAAUGACAAGAAGAUUAUGAAGGAUAAUAAUUCCAAGAGUUGUGGUAAUGGAAACAACAUUCAUGCACAUACUUGUCAUAAUGAGAAAAACACCAAAACCGAUGAUGGUGUUAAAAAUGGAGGAAACAAAUCUAAUAAAAGAAAUAAUAAAAUCUGUAUGAGUGGAGGCAAUAAUACAUACAAUUUUGAUGAUUCUUACGUCAACAACAUGCCCAAUAAUGGUGACACUAAAAGAGGUGAAACUGACAAGAAGAUUAUGAAAGUUGAUAAUUUUAAGAGUGGUGGCAAAGGAAACUACAUUGAUGCACACAAUGAGAAUAAUAUCCAAAAUAGAACCUCUACAAGUGGUGACAACAAUAUACAUGAUUAUGAUGAUUCUAAGUUCAACAACAUCCUAAUAAAUCAUGAUGUUAACAAAGGUGGAAAUGACAAAAAGAUUAUGAAAGGUGAUAAUUCUAAAAGUUGUGGUAAUGCGAAUAACAUUCAUGCAAGUGUUUAUCACAACAACAACAAUACUCAUCGUAGUGAUGAUGUUAAAAAUAGUGAAAACAAAACUAAUAAAAAGAGUAAUAAAACUUUUACAAGUAGUGACAACAAUAUCUAUCAGUGUGAUGAUUCUUAUGUCAACAACAUGCCCAACAACCAUGAUGCUAAAAGUGGUGGGAAUGACAAGAAGAUUAUGAAAAAGGAUAAUUCUAAGAGCAAUGACAAUGGAAACAACCUUCAUGCAAGUGUUUAUGACAUUGAUAAUAAUAUUCAAAAUAGUGAUAGUGCUAAAAAGAAAGUUGACAAAAGGAAUAAUAAAACUUUUAUGAGUGGUGACAACAAUACCUAUGUCUAUGAUGAUUCUUAUGUCAAGAACAACACCAACAGUCAUGAUGCUAAAAGCGAUGGAAAUGACAAGAAAGUUAUGAAAGGUGACAAUUCUAAGAGUAAAGGUCAGGGUGGUCACAAGAAUGAUGAUGCUAAAAUUAGUGGCAAUAACUAUAAUGCCAACAAUAAUGGUACUUCAAAGAGUACAUAUCACAGUGGUCACAUAUGCAAUGAUGUUUAUGCCAAUAAUAUUCCCAACAAUGAUGAUGACACUAAGAAUAAUGACAAUGGUAAUUACAUUCGCAACAUUGAUGGUGUUAGAAAUGGCAAUAACAACAACAAUAAUAAUGUCAAUUCUAAGGACAACGGAAAAGGAAAUAAUAAUCAUAAAAGUGUUUACAACAAUGGGAAUGUCAUUUGCAAUAAUGAUGGUGUUAAAAAAGUUAGCAUUGGUAAUCACAAGGGUGAUGAUGGUAGUUCUAAAAGAGGUAACAAUGAUAACAACAAUCACAACCUUUAUGGCACCACCAACCCUAAGAAUGAUGGUGUUAAAAGAAAUGUUAGUGACUAUAAGAACUUAAAAAAUAAUGGUGUUUGUGGCAACAAAAGUAAUAGUUACACUGAUAAAAGUAAUUCCUACAAGGAUGAGCUCAACAAUAAUAGCAUUGGAAGCAAUGACAAUGGCCACAAUCUCAAUGACUACAAGACUACAAGCAAUCUCAAUAACAAUUCCAACUAUAGAAACAUCAAUGGUUCUAAAAGUGUUGAGAACAAUAUCAAUCAUAAUCAAGAUCGUGCUAAAAUCAAUUAUGAUGCCAACAAUAGUAAAAUCAAUGGCAGUCAUAGUCACUCAAACAAUAAUUUCCAAAACAAUAACAAUGAUAUCGGUGACAAACGAAACAAGAAUGAGAGACAUUUGCAAAGUAGAAAUCAAUGUAAUUAA
Molecule: messenger RNA, 5865 nt
Organism: Vigna unguiculata (cowpea)
Lineage: Eukaryota; Viridiplantae; Streptophyta; Magnoliopsida; Fabales; Fabaceae
Molecular function (GO): protein binding
Source: RefSeq, a predicted model, not a curated record